AUGAAAUCUGAAGGCUAGGGGGUCCAUUCAGGCUUAAGAGGAGGUCUCAGUUUCAGUUUCUCACGUAUUACCUUGGAAUUUUCAUUCAGAUUUCACAAUUCAACUGAAGCUGCUCCUCACAACCGGGCAUCCGGUAUCAGCGUGAACAUGUUCUACCGAGGUUCAUACGUUGAUGGUGGCAAUGGUCGUGAAAUGGGUGCAAAGCGGCAACGGAUAGUUGAUCAGGGAUCUUCUUAUUACGGGACUUCUCCUGGUUCUGGUUUUAUGUAUAAUACAAGUCCCUAUGCAUACGUUAGUCAGCCACCACCGUUUCCUGUUGUCAGACUUCGAGGUCUUCCUUUCGAUUGCAUGGAAACUGAUGUUGCUGAGUUCUUUCAUGGUCUGGACAUAGUUGACAUUGUUUUUGUGCACAAGAAUGGUAAAUUCACAGGGGAAGGUUUUUGUGUUUUGGGUUACCCUCUGCAGGUUGAUUUUGCCCUUCAGAGAAAUAGGCAAAACAUGGGCAGGAGAUAUGUUGAGAUUUUCAGGAGUAAUCGGCAGGAAUACUACAAGGCUUUAGCAAAUGAAGUAUUCGAUGCCCGGGGUGGUUCACCAAGAAGAACUGCACCCAGCUGGUCGAAGCCAAACAACGAGGUGAAAGACUCUGCUGAACACACGGGUGUACUACGAUUGAGGGGACUGCCAUAUUCGGCUGGCAAGGAUGACAUACUGGACUUCUUCAAAGGUUUUAACUUAUCGGAGGACUUGAUUCAUUUAACACUGAAUUCAGAGGGGAGGCCAAGUGGGGAGGCAUUCGUCGAGUUCGCCAACGUGCAAGACUCGAAAGCAGCCAUGGCCAAGGACAGAAUGACGCUAGGUAGUCGAUACAUAGAGCUGUUCCCAUCAUCACAGGAAGAGCUCGACGAAGCAAUCUCUAGAGGGCGGUGACCACCAGCUAUUCUAUUCACCGUUUUUCUUCAAUUACUAUUUUGUUUUGCUUUUGCAGCAGGGAUCCAUGUUUAUGGAGUUACUUACAAGUGAAUAGGAGCUAAGUUUGAUUGUAAGCUUUUGGUGACCAUACACUCUACUUUCAGGACCAUUGUUUGUCAGAAGCGAGUGGGUCGUAUCGCUCUCCUCUGCAUAAAUUUGUGAAAAGAAUUUGGUUGGUAGGCCAUUUAUCUGGGGAAGAUGCUUAAAAUAUCUCAAGGUUCUGUGAAAAUUUUCUCACAAAAAUUUUCAAUCUUGACAGAGUUCACAUGGUGAGUUCAUAUGUAUAUGUUGGGUAAUACUUGAUUUAUUGCUCCAUGACAUUUUUAUCUUUAAACUAAAGUUGAAGAGAAA
Messenger RNA from Momordica charantia (bitter melon), 1320 nucleotides. Its product is annotated as RNA-binding (RRM/RBD/RNP motifs) family protein. The record is from RefSeq and is a predicted model, not a curated record. Lineage: Eukaryota; Viridiplantae; Streptophyta; Magnoliopsida; Cucurbitales; Cucurbitaceae. Gene Ontology annotation, molecular function: RNA binding.